Messenger RNA from Solea solea (common sole), 3956 nucleotides. It is a transcript of the gene tial1, whose product is annotated as TIA1 cytotoxic granule-associated RNA binding protein-like 1. Bases 145 to 1272 code for a protein of 375 amino acids. The transcript is spliced from 12 exons. Lineage: Eukaryota; Metazoa; Chordata; Actinopteri; Pleuronectiformes; Soleidae. Gene Ontology annotation, molecular function: RNA binding; DNA binding. The record is from RefSeq and is a predicted model, not a curated record.
UUCUCUCCACUCGCCGCGUGACGUAUGCCGCCCGGUUAGCUAGUCUCAAAGCAAGUUAGCUAGCUGCGAACGCUGGAAUCGGUCGUCGUUCGAUUACUAGUUUGCAGCUGAAGUUUGUGUAUCUGGUGACUGUCAGGAUCGACAAUGGACGACGAAUGCUACCCAAAAACACUGUAUGUGGGAAACCUCUCCAGGGAGGUAACAGAAAUUUUGAUCCUGCAACUUUUCACCCAGAUAGGACCUUGUAAAAGCUGUAAAAUGAUCACAGAGCAUACAAGCAAUGACCCCUAUUGCUUUGUGGAGUUCUUUGAACACAGAGAUGCUGCAUCAGCCCUUGCAUCCAUGAAUGGGAGAAAGAUAUUAGGAAAGGAGGUCAAAGUGAAUUGGGCCACCACUCCAAGUUGCCAGAAGAAAGAUACAUCCAAUCACUUCCAUGUAUUUGUGGGUGAUCUGAGUCCUGAAAUUUCCACUGAGGAUAUCAAGUCUGCAUUUGCACCUUUUGGGAAAAUCUCGGAUGCUCGUGUUGUGAAGGACAUGGCGACAGGCAAAUCAAAGGGGUAUGGAUUUGUGUCCUUCUACAACAAACUGGAUGCAGAUAAUGCCAUUGCUAACAUGGGCGGACAGUGGUUGGGAGGACGCCAAAUCAGAACCAACUGGGCAACGCGUAAACCACCAGCUCCAAAGAGUUCUCAGGAGAAUUCUUCGAAGCAGCUGAGGUUUGAGGAUGUACUGAAUCAGUCCAGUCCCAAGAACUGUACCGUUUACUGUGGCGGGAUCCAGUUAGGACUAUCAGAACACCUUAUGCGACAGACCUUCACACCUUUUGGUCAAAUAAUGGAGAUCAGGGUUUUUCCGGAGAAAGGAUACUCUUUCAUCAGAUUUUCUUCCCAUGACAGUGCUGCCCAUGCCAUUGUUUCAGUAAAUGGUACUUUCAUUGAAGGAAAUACAGUGAAGUGCUACUGGGGAAAAGAAUCACCCGACACUGCAAAAAGUCCACAGCAGGUUGAGUACAGUCAGUGGGGACAAUGGAACCAGUUCUAUGGAAGUCCGCAACAGCAGCAGUUUGGCCAGUAUGUGUCCAACAAUUGGCAAGUUCCCUCCUAUAGCAUGUACAACCAGACAUGGAACCAGCAAGGAUUUGGAGUGGAGCAGUCCCAGUCACCAGCCUGGGUGGGAAACUUUGGAUCUCCUUCAGCACAGGCUGCAGCCCCAACUGGUCAAGUAAUGUCCAACCUGGCCAACUUCAGCAUGGCGGGCUACCAAACACAGUGAGCUGGCCCAAACCAAAGUGUAACACCCUUUAGACCACACAGCACCCUUAACUGGACAGCUUUGAAGAAGAGAGGCAGGAGGGGGCACAUUCACAAAGCCUUUGCAGCCAAUAGUUGCUCUAAAGUCUGUUAAACUGUUGUGUUUUAAAAUGUCUAUUUUAAUUUCACUUUGGACUUGAAACAAAUAUUUGAUGAGAUCUGUCUUGGAAAAAUGCUCUUGGCCUUCUAAAGGAAAGCCAAGCAACCCAUAUUUCUUUCUGUAGUAGAUGUUAAAAGACACACCAAUGUGUGUUUUCAUGAGUCGAGACGAUUUACAGUACUAGAAAGUUUACUGGACGCACUCAUGAAGAGCCAAACCCCAUCAAAAGAUUGGUGUAGUUUAUAAAAACAAAUUGCCCUGACAACUUAAACAUGUAAGAAAAAUUCUAUGAGGAAAAAAUUAAAUAAACUUAACUGAUUCAGAUGUUUGGAGCUAGAAGCCAUCAUGUUACUCCAGCAACCCACUGGAAUUUAAAUCCUUUGAAACCUCAAACUUGAUAAUAUAAAUAUUUAAGUUAUCAAACUACAGCAAUAUAUAUCUGCUUUCAGUUUGCCAAUAGGUUUUGUAAUAUUUGAAUAUUUCAAAUGUAUUGGUUUCUUACGGACUCUUCAUAAUGUUUGUUUGUCAUAGUUUUCUGUCAUUUUAUAUAAAGGAGGGUCUUUAAGCAGUGAUAAGUACAUUUUUUGUAAUAUAACAGGAUGCCCGUGGUGCACGUCUGAUGAAUUUAUACUCGAGAGUGAACCAGACUGCUAUAAAAUGAUAUGGGCUUAGCUCACGCCAUAUAUCUGAAAAUUUUGGUUGUGUUUUUGACAUAUUUUUUAAAAACAAAAUGCUUUGUGUGUUGAAGUCCUAGUCAGUUUAUGUGUUAGAAAAUUUGUACGAGCAAGUUUGACAAAAUUAUUAUUUUAGUGUAAGGUGGAAUCUCUUUGGUGAGAUUUAUGUACAAAGAAAAUUUCACCUACUUGGCUCUCAAAGCAAAAAAAAAAAAGUUUUUCAUGUUGUGUAUCAGAGUAAUCGGCAUGGUCUUUGCAGACUUUUGAUAGAUUUAAUUUGACACUGCAGUAGAGCCUGGUUGGACAUACUUAUAACCCUGUGUCUCAACGGAAAGGCUCUGUAGUACAUGCUCUAUGUUCAAGGAAAAUAUUGUAAAUACAGUGCAACCCCCACCCCAACCCUGUAAAUUUAACUGAUUGUGUGUGCUGAUUCUGGGGCUGGUUUCCUAGAAGGAAUAAUUCAUCAUUAAUACAUUUUUUUCUAAUUUUUCAUUCUUUUGCCAACCUCAGUAAUUUAUAGUCAUAUCUUUCAAUGGCUGUAAAAGUUUGUAAAGAAAAUUAAGAGUUAAAGGAAUACUUCACCAAUUUGCAUUUAGCUUUGUAUUACUAGUAUAGGGGUAUUAUUUUUUGAAAAAUUGUGCUUCCCAACCUCAGUUUCCCCUGAGUUGUGAAAUAUCUUAAUUCUUUCCUUUGUCAUUUGCCCACCAGUGACACUUGGUCCUGUUAGCGUAACUGUUAGCAAAGAUGGCGGACACUGUUUACAUUCUGGGAAUGAGGUCCCAUCCCCCUAAGAGUGGGCCUCAAAAGUGCGGAAUUAGCGUUGCAGUGUCAAGCCUCAGACCAAGGCUUGGACUAAGUGUCACUGGUGGGCACGUAACAAAAAAAAGAAUAAAGAUAUUUCUUGACUCAGGGGAAACUGAGGUUGGGAAGCACACUUUUUCAAAAAUACUACCCCUAUUCUAGUAAUACAAAGCUAAAUGCAAAUCGGUGAAGUAUUCCUUUAAUUUAGCACCAAAACCAGCCCCUCCCACUGCUCUGCGUCAGGUUUUUACAUCAUUUUUAGCCACACCUUUGUGUCGGACUGUCCACACUUGAACUUUAAACUGGGAUUAUUUUUUAUUUUAUAGUAAUUCCAUUAAGUGGAAUCAGUGGACGUUUCCUAAAUAUAUCAUUUAUUCUUCUGCCCUGUGAAUUUUCUCACUAUUUUGCAGAAUGUUUUCAUAUAUGCCAAUGUAAACUAUUUUAAACAUCACUGAUUAAUUGUGGCAAGAGGAUUUCGCAAAGUUAUCCUGCUAUUUGGAUUUUAUUUGCAUAUGUGCCAUUCUGUACAGUGUACCACACACCUUGUAAUGUCACCUAUUUCCUGUUGUACAAGCCAACAUUCUUGACGAUGUUUUUGUUAUUUCAUUUAAAUUGGGGGGUGUUCAUUUAACAAAACAGGAUCGUGUUGGCUGAGAGUGUAAAUAUGAAGCUUGAUUACAGUCAGGAAAUAAUGUACAUACUGUAGGUAGAAUGUUAUGAAAUAAAAUGCCAUCAUGAAAUUUCAGCAAUAUAAUUUAUGCAUAAGCCUUAAUUUGUGUUAUUUAAAGGGCCCCCUUAUCUAAAUUCUUUUGUAAUGUAGAUUUUCCCAUCUUAGACUUUGUGCCAUUUUCAGGAUGUGACCGGAGGCAGAUGAAGCAUCAGUUUGAACUGCAGGCUUGUGACAUGUACAAUAUUUCUUGCUUGAAAAUAAUGAAUGUUAUGGCAAUUUGCUUUUAUGACAAGUAAUUCAUCUAAGUUGAACCACUGAAGUGAUGUUUAAUAAUAAAGGAUGAAAUCAUUUUUCCGUUUCCAGGAAAAUAUUAAGUCACUUCAAAUAAAGACAUACGUCAA